UGUAAAUUUCAAACCAAAUUUGGAAACGUGAAUGGCAGUGACCGUAAAUUCUUGAAACUCAGAGCCUCAAAUAAUAACAAAGCGUAAGAAAGGCAACGAGGCUGAAACCCACUCAUUCUUUCCCUCCCGAAUGCCCCAAAAACCCAAAACCCCCAAAACUCCAAAUCGAGGAAGAAGAUCAACGAGAGAGAGAUAGAGAUCGCCGGAGAAGCGAUCCGAGGGAGGCCGUGGCGACGAUGGUGGCGGUGGAGGACCUUGCGCGUAAGCUCACACUAUGGGACACUCGGAGGUUUCGGCCGAUCAUGACGCACGACGACCUGGAACCGAUCAUGGAGACUGCUGGAUUUGUUCCGAUCCCAGCGUCGCUGACGCCGACCAACGGGAAGGUUAUUUGGAGAGAGUAUGUGUAUCGUGGUGGCGUCGUCACAAGGCCGGCUGGGCGGCAGCAGGCGGCGAUGGACACGGUUGUGCCGAGGCCGAGGCUGCCGUUUCCGAGGCUGGAUGGGCUUCAUCUGUAUGCGUACAAGGCGUUCUUCGUUGCGUUUGGUUUCUACGUCGGUGCCGAUCGUGUUGCCGAUUACUUCCACGUUAGGGCCAUGUCACUCAGUCGGGCUAAUGAUCGGGCAUUUGAUAGAGACUAUCGUCCAAUGAAAGAUUCAGAGAUGGAUGAUGAAGGGAUCAUUUUAUACCGAGAAAGCACCCGGGACCAAACCGCUGAGUCAUUAUCCAGCUAUGACAUCAACAAUACCAGUGAUACUGAUUAUGAGAAUUGCAACAAUGGCAACUCUGAUGGCAACAAGCAUAAUGAAAGCAUCAUUAGCGACAAAAACUCGACCAACUCAAUUUCCAUAGUCCAAUUGAAAGAAAUCCUCCCUCAGAAAUAUGGCUAGCUGUUGAUGAUGAAGCUUAGAUCGAGGGCAGCAUUGUCACCAUCAAGGAACAAACAGACACUGCUACUCAGCAAUCACCCCCUGAAAUUUUGAUGUUAAACCAUGAUUGAUUUUUUCAUUUUUUUUUUUUUUGUUUUUUGUUUUUCUAGGAAGCUAUUUUUCUGUUCUCAUUAUACAGAAAAUCAAUAGGACCAACCUAAAGGGAUUUGUGAA
This is a messenger RNA of Dioscorea cayenensis subsp. rotundata (Guinea yam), 1103 nucleotides long. RefSeq lists its product as uncharacterized. NCBI's taxonomy places the organism in Eukaryota, Viridiplantae, Streptophyta, Magnoliopsida, Dioscoreales, Dioscoreaceae. The transcript is spliced from 2 exons. The record is from RefSeq and is a predicted model, not a curated record. The coding region runs from base 237 to 890 and encodes 217 amino acids.